This is a messenger RNA of Penaeus monodon (black tiger shrimp), 3327 nucleotides long. RefSeq names its product flocculation protein FLO11-like. Bases 97 to 3327 code for a protein of 1076 amino acids. NCBI's taxonomy places the organism in Eukaryota, Metazoa, Arthropoda, Malacostraca, Decapoda, Penaeidae. The transcript is spliced from 17 exons. The record is from RefSeq and is a predicted model, not a curated record.
AUGUGACUUCCGGAAAGGUUUGAUUUUGUUUCCUUUUUUCGACUUUUAAAACUCCUUUUGAAACUGCUGGUUUCUGUCCAUCAACAAUAUAAACAAAUGGACGCAAGCCUGCAGGAGGGAGGCCGCUGGGCAGGCGGGGAUGGGGAAGGACCUGAUCUCGGGUCGGUGGACGCUUUGUCCUCCGUCUUCGCCAGGUUGCGCCGCUCUCACGCUGAACACAGUCAGGCUUGUGAUACUCUGGAGGGCUUGAUCGCACAGGAGAACAGAGAGCAACAGGAGAUAAAAGCAGAGAUCGAACGCACUAGAAAGCGACUGCAAGCGACGGCGACGCGAGAUUCCCACCAAGAAGCUGUGGUGGCGAACCUUACAUCGAGCGUGGCGGUGAUGCGGGAACAGAUUCGGGUCGCUGAGACGGAGAAAGCCCGCCUGCAGGAGGAACACGAUGCGCUGGUGCAGAGGCUGGACUCGCUGCAUCGAUCAUACCUCGCGCGGUUCGACCAGAUCAGGGCCCGAUACGCUGGGCGUCUAGUGGACAAUACACAGCUGGAGUACAGGGUUAAGAUAGACCAGCUGGCGGAAAGGAAGAGUGCGGCUGCUUCCAGAGUAACCAAGUUGGAAAAGGAAAAUAAACAGAAAGCACUUGAAGACUGGAAGAAGUUUCAGGCCACUAUCGUGAUGCUCCUCAAGACUGACUCACUAAUCAGGUCAUUAAGAGAAGUAAUUCAGAGGAAGGAAUUAGAGCUGGCAGCAAAGAAGGAAAGAGAGGCCGCUUUAGAGAGAGAAAAAGCCACAGCUCAGACGAAGCCAGAACAGCCUCCGCCACGCUCGCUGGGGUGGCUUUUAUCCUUGCAAAAAGUAUCGCAGAAACCGGAGGUGAAGUUGGCAGCGCAGUCUACGGGCAAGAUCAGACGUGACACACCUCGUCCCAAUCGCUUUGAUACUGGCCUCGGUCUGCUCAAGGCCUCUAAGCUCAGGAAGAAGAGUCAUACUUCCUCAUCUGGAGGCUCCAGAAGCGAAGGCACUCCGGAUGCUCAAAGUGCCACUGCAGAAUCUCCAGUUGGAGAUCGUGUGACCUCCCAGCCCUUCUCCAGCUUGGCGCCCGCUCGAUCAUUAUCAGUCAACCUAGGCCAGAGCCCUGUACUGGUUAGCAGUCAGGCCAGUUUACCUGUUACAGCUAAGGAUUCUAGAUAUGAAGACUCUGCCCAAAGCUCUGCUCCCUCAGUAUCUACUUUGGUGUUCAGCUCCAAGGCGAGGCAGGGCCAGCUUCCCACGGGUACUAGUCCUAGAGAUGGCACGCCUAGCCGCCCAUGCACAUCCUAUGGCCAAGACUCCAACAGCUCUCUGGAGGAACACAGGAUGGUGGCAAGAUCUUCCCAUCAGGGUUCUUCUUUUGAGUUCUCGGGACACUUGGCAGACGUGUCCAACACCUUGGAGUCAACCCAGGACCAGAUUUCUAAUGGUAGUAGCCUCUCGUGUGCCGACACUUCAUCACCUUGCGUUUCAUCCGGCUGUCGACCCCGGAACUCAACUGGUUCCAGUUUACCUACAUCAUCUUCAAACUUUGUGAACGAGUUGUCGUCCAUCACAGAGACCGAAGAGUCAGUGGAUGAAAAGAACCAGAGUGGGAAUUCGGAAGACAUUUGGUACACACCUCCGUCACCCUCGCAGCUGCCUACCAAAGACGUCCGUCAGGCUUAUGUCUCGUCACUCCUCAGCAGCCCAGAGUUUACCUUUAAGACAGCGCCAACUCCUAAGCAUUUUUCACAGAGAAUGGGACCAUCUGAAUUAUUUCGGCAGUCAGACGUAACACAGAAUAAGAUUUCAUCUACAGCCAAAAGCCAAAGUCGGCAGCAUCUUGGAGGUUCAGAUCAAGCAAAGGAAUGGACACCAGGCCCUCAACCGAAGUCUACAACAGAACAGUUAGAAAUGGAAUUAGAAUCCGGAGCGGGGGGAAGGCCGAAAAGCCGAUCCAACACCAUUCGAACAUCGACACCAGGAAAGACACAGAUAUCCCAGAUAGAUUAUUCAGCACAAUCUGUGAUGGUUGGUGGAGAAGAUACUACUGCAUCUGAGUGUACAGAGCUAAACAAGACGGGUUUCAUAGAAGACAUGGAGGUGGAAACUGAGGAAGCAUCAGACCAAAUGAUGGACAGCUCUCAGUUACAGUCUUCACAGGGCUUUAUUGUGGAAGUAAAUGGAGAUGCUGAUGGCACUAGGACAUAUGGUAUUGACCUGGCUGAUAAGUCUUCGAUUGGGUGUGUGGAAGUUUCGCAUGGUGAAUUAACAGAUAGCAGAGUCGCCUCGACCUUAACAACUGCUCUUCCAAACAGCACCCCUCCAUCAGACAGCACUCCCGCUUUCACACAUUCGACUCCUUCUAGCACUACAGAGGUCCACAAAGACCUUUUCACAUCUUCCCAGUGCGUCUAUAUGCCGUCGAGCAGCGCCAGUUCGACAGCAGACUCAGCCCUCCCAACGUCACACUCAGUGAAGACGCCGGUCUCCUACGCACAAUCGAUGCCCACGAGUCCUGCUCAGAAUGAGUCUCGCACAGCAGUGGGUGAAAUUGGACGACAAGAGGACUCCGGAUCUUCCAGUCCCGCUCCUAAGUUGCCAGUCAAGAGGAAUAUUUUCUACAAUUCCCCUGUGCCCUUUGCGGAGGCCGAGACCCACAUGCCCGUCCCAAGCAGCAGCAGCUCCCCAACCAUCUCCUGGAACCCUCAGUCAUCCUCGCCGUUCUUCACGAGCGAGAGGUUGCAGACUUCCGUAGUCCAGUCUCCGGUUACCUCGAGGAAACCGGAAAAGCCUCCCUCGCCAGGAAGUCCCUUUGGCUUCAUGUUAGGGGGACGUUCGGAUGCUGGCAGAGUGGCGGCCGGAGCUCUUAGUCUCUUUGGCUCGCCAGAGAACACGGAUGGUCUUGACGCCAGUCAGCAAAGUUCCGGUGUAAACUUCUCUCUGUUCGGCGACUCCCAGCCAUCUCAAGAAAGGGACAGUGGAGGAGACUUCUUUAACUUCAGCUUCGGCGGGACACAUGGUUCUCCAAGCACGAACUUCUCUCCCGAUUCUAGAUGCGCCACGAAGACAUGCCAAUUAGGCGCUCUUCCUAGUAAAGGUUUCCUCUCUACACUGGAAGACAUUUUGUUUGAAAUAGUCGGGGAUGCACGCAAAUGUUUUAGGCAACACAUUUACUCAGGAUCGCCUUACGUUAAUGCAAAUCUCAAAAAUAGAAAAAGAUAUCAAACUAGGAACAUUCCAUUCCACACUAGCAAUAACUUUAAUGCAGGUAAAAUGUACAUUAUUCUGAUUGCUUUGAAAGAUACAAACUAA